Messenger RNA from Puccinia graminis f. sp. tritici CRL 75-36-700-3, 1503 nucleotides. RefSeq lists its product as uncharacterized. The transcript is spliced from 3 exons. The record is from RefSeq and is a predicted model, not a curated record. The coding region runs from base 118 to 1320 and encodes 400 amino acids. Lineage: Eukaryota; Fungi; Basidiomycota; Pucciniomycetes; Pucciniales; Pucciniaceae.
GGGGUUCUAUUCCCAGCUUCCCCGGCACAGGGAUGUCCUCGCACACUUUCUGCUAGCUUAUAAGCCUCUGGGUUUGGACACGAGUUGUGACUUUACUUCGGUUGAACAAACCGCAACAUGAGCCUGAAAACCAGCAUGCUUCUUUUAGUUUUCUUGGUGGGCACCACGGUUGCAGUCGAGGGCGUAACUGAGACGUUGCCGAAGAUAAGCCUGGACAGUAAAAUCGACGAGUCACUAUGGGCUAUGAGCAGAGAUGAAAAUCUUUCCUACAAGUCGGCUCAUGACAUGGGCCAUCAGCUCGCACAACAAAUAAUCUCUUCCGACAAAGAUUGUUUUCACAAAGUUGCGCAGCGAUACUUGCCUCAAGCAUUAUUCCAGUCCGACUUCUUAAUUCAACGAUACUUGCCCCCAGCAUUGUUUCAAUCCAACCACUCGAGUCAACGAUACUCACCCCAUGAAUUACUUGAAUUUAAGCGUUUGAAAGAGGAUGAGAUAAGUAUUUUCGAGGAAACCGGAGUGUUAACCCAAGGUCUCACCCAAGACCACAAGUUCUAUCUGCAACAGGGAUUUGUGUCGAGCAUGAUAGAUGCGCUCGUGCACAGUACUAGUAUGCAAGGAAAGACCCUUCAGCCUCGUUUCUUGGAAAUCAUCAAACAAAGCAAACUUCCGGGUGGAAUUUUGGACAACACGUCCCAUGGGCCAUUACCAACUGAACUUGAUCCAUCAAAGGAUAUUAUUGCUUAUUUGAAGGAUCCACCGUCAAAUGAGCGUAGCAAUGCGGAUGAUGUGACACAAUACUUUUUUAUAUUUCAGCUUUGGUGCAUAGUGGAUAGAUUGACUCGUCCAACAUCAAAUUCUGCUCUAAAAAUGGUAGACGAGCAUCAAAAAUUUCAGAAAUUGAUCCCAUCCUUGGCCAGUUUACUAGUCGUGCUUCAUGACUCUCAGAUGUAUCUGAAGAUAGCGCCUAUAAUUGCUGAAAGGAGCGAAGCUGCCAAUUCCCUCUCGCAAGAAACUGCGAAAUUUUUGUCACAUCACGGAUUUUUGCCCGAGGCGUUUUUAGAAGAUGAGGAAAUCAUUCAACAUAUGCUCAAGGCAACAUCUUUGGCUGACAUUCAUUAUCGCAUCCUGAAGAAGAACAAGGACUUCGAGUAUUGGGCUCUAUCUAGGCCCCUUCUGACCGAAAUCUACAAGAGGGCUAUGGAAAAAGGAAAAGAAUUGUCUAAGGAGUCAAGGCUUCUCAUAGGUUAUCAAGGAAGUAUUAAAGCCAUCAACAAGAAGCUGAUUCAUCAUUCCCUUGAGUCUUCCAACCCUGAAGCGUAGAGGAAGUCUUUGGUGAUUAUUACCCCACCUCUCUGUUUAUCAUUUUCUUGUUUCCCUUCUUGAUAAAAAUAAUAGAGGUAUUUAGGCCAACAUGGCUACAGUUUUUGAAAAUGUCAAAAUCGCUUAAAUUCUAACUUUUAUCUAAAUUCAAUUCCAAGAUGGAUUGUGUAUACAAUGAUUAUC